Molecule: messenger RNA, 1105 nt
Organism: Nylanderia fulva
Lineage: Eukaryota; Metazoa; Arthropoda; Insecta; Hymenoptera; Formicidae
Product: beta-keto L-gulonate decarboxylase-like
Cellular component (GO): nucleus
Molecular function (GO): zinc ion binding; hydrolase activity, acting on ester bonds
Source: RefSeq, a predicted model, not a curated record
GCGAAAGAAGACACGUUUGACGAUAAUACUAAUUAAAGUAAUCGAACAAUAAGACAUUUCAUAACCACGACAUUAUCGCGUUAAACUCGAAUUGAGCAUUAUGGGUAAACCGAAUAAGCCAAAACGUGUUACGCGUGAAAAAAACAUUAGUAAAAAAAAUAAAAUCGAAAAUAAUCUCAGAGGUGAACCCACAAAUAAUCCCGAAGAAAAGCUGGAAGAAAAGCCUGUAAAAGAAUCUAAACUUGUCAUACCAAAAGAGUCUGGAGAGGAAAACGAAAAUCGCCCUGCAGCAGAGCUCGGAAAUGACCUCAAUGCAGCGUUAUUACGAAUGAGCAUCAGAAAUGAGCCCGACAAUGACCCCGAAAAUGAGCCUGAAGAUGAACCCAGAGUUAAAAUCGAAUGCAUACCAUCAUUUAAUUCAAUUACUCUUAAAGAUAUCAAAGAUAUUCUGUACGAAUUACACGAAUACUUUGACGAAUUUCAAAUUGAAAUUGUUGCUUGUCCUGAUUUAACCAGGGAACCAUACAAUUUUGGAUGGCCUGGAAUGUCCGGGGAUUCAUCUAUUUGGGAAAUUUAUACUCGCUUGAUGAUAAGAAUUAACAAUGAAGUAGUACCGUAUAUAGCGGAAGGGAACCAUUUUUUCAGUGACCUAAAACCGGGAAUGGUGCUCAAAAUACGCGCUAAAGGACGCAAAACCAAUUACAACAUCAUAACAUUAAUACAGAAUAUUUUGCAUAAGCGCUUAUAUUUUAAAAUAGGGUUAGGUGGUUUGCUCGUAAUAGAAGGGGGACACAUAGAACUGGGCAAAUUUCUAAGGAAUGGCUCAUCAUGGUACGAUUAUAUAAACUGUAAUUCAAAUACACACGUAUUUAAAGGCGUAAUAGUCAAUGAUCCAGUCAUAAUUGAAGGACAACAUGAUGGACUUUUUUAUACAAAUGAUCGUUACAUGUUUCGCUCAACCUCUGAUAUUGACUUCGGCCGAUUUCUCAACGACAUCACGCCAGAAGAGACAGAAUAUGUUGGUUACUUUGAUGUAGCGGAACGUAUGUUUUAUUAUUAUUAGCAUACUUACUAAAACGUAUCAUUCUACAUACAUUAAUUUAUA